This is a messenger RNA of Micromonas commoda, 1416 nucleotides long. RefSeq lists its product with no specific name. Gene Ontology annotation, molecular function: serine-type endopeptidase activity. Lineage: Eukaryota; Viridiplantae; Chlorophyta; Mamiellophyceae; Mamiellales; Mamiellaceae. The coding region runs from base 1 to 1416 and encodes 471 amino acids. The record is from RefSeq and is a predicted model, not a curated record. The transcript has a single exon. Gene Ontology annotation, cellular component: membrane.
AUGUCGGGAUCAUCACGGAGCGGCACCGCGGCGCCCGUGAGCACCCUCACCGACGCCGCCGAGCGCGGCAUCGCGCGAGCGAGGUUCAGCUCCCUCGGCCGACGGUAUAUCGGGCCGAGGCUGCCCCGGCGCCAGUCCUUCGACGACGCGGCCAGAUCGCCGGAGCUGAUGUACGCCCUGUUCGUCAGCGCCAAAACCUUCGCGCGCGUGCUCGACGCGUACGGGGCGAUACCCCCGGGGACGCUGGCGAUCGUCGCCGCCAACGUCGCCGUCUUCUCCCUUCCCGACGGCGUCGCCUUCGGGGACGUCUGCCUCAACCCUUACGCCGUCAUCCACCUCGCGCAGCUCGAGAGACUCGUCACCAGCGCGUUCGUGCACGUCGACGCGUUCCACUUACUGUCCAACAUGCAGGGCGUGCUGCAGGAUGGGUCGUUUCUGGAGAGUCUGGACGGCACCCCGAGGUUCCUCGCGCGAUGCGCGACGCUGUUGGGGCUGUCGCAGUGUACCCUAGUCGGGCUGUCGUGGGCAGAGAGGAGGUUUUAUCAACGGGGAUCGUCGGCGUCGAGGCGAGCGGACGCGUGGCUCGACGACGCCGUGGACCGCGUGUCCAAGUACGCGUACGGCGGGAACUCGCCCGGCUACCACGUCCCCAUCCGAGGAACGUCCUCGUCCUCAUCCGCCCCCAAACUUCUGCCCUUCUACAACAGCGGCGUGGUGGGCUUCUCCGGCGUUAACUUCGCGCUGAAAGUCGCGGCGGCGCACCGACGCCCCGCGAACUCCGUCGUCCUCGUCGGGGGCCUGGUGCCGGUCCCCGCGCGAUACAGCGCGUGGUUCGAGCUCGCGCUCGGCACCCUCAUCGUCCCGAGCGCCGGCACGUUCGCCGCGCACUUCGCGGGGACGAUAGCGGGGUUGAUCUCGGUGUACGCGCCCCGCAUGAGCGGAUUUGGAGUUUUGGGUUCGAGUUUUAGCGGCGGGCGGAACAGGGCGUACCGCGGGCGCGGGCACAGGCUCGGGGGCCGGUACCUGCGCGACGACGACCCGGGGGCGGGUGGGGCGGGUGGGGGUGGGCGUAACGGUCGUAACGGUCGUAACGGUCGUGACGGUCGGGGCGACGAUUCGUCCCCCGCGGGCGCGACGCGGGGAUCCGCAGGCCGCAGGCUGGGGGGCGGUGACCCGAGUAACGGUCGUAACGGUCGUAACGGUCGUAACUGGUUCGCCCGCGCGUGGGGGGUCGCGUGCGCGCCGUUCGCGAGGCUCAAGGUGGCUGUGGACGAGGGCGCGCCGCUGGUGGUUCACGGGGCGUUUGCGUUGGCGUGCCUGGUGCUGCAGCGGACGAUGGCGAGGAAUUGCCCGGAGGGGUUGCUCCGGCGCGUGUCGAUUCCGCCGAUCGUGGUGCCGUUCUCCCUCGGUGGAUGA